AUCCUGGGCGAGUUCCUGCAGGAGAAGCACCGCGGCCUCACCGCCCCUUUCCUGCAGCCCUUGGGGGGCGUUGCCGCCGGGGAAGAAGACGGAGCCGAAGGGCGGCGCAACGGGGGCCGGGGCAGUCGCGUCCUCCCGCAGCAGCCCGGCCAGGGCAUGUGUCUGUUGAAGAUGGAGGAGAAGUUCUCCCGCGGCCAGUACAGGGGCAUCACCGAGUUUGUGGCGGACUUCAGGCUCAUGCUGGAGACGUGCUACCGCCUGCACGGAGUCGACCACUGGAUCUCCAAACAGGGCCAGAAACUGGAGAUGCUUCUGGAGCAGAAGUUGGCGCUUCUCUCUCGGCACUUGAGAGAAAAGACAACGAUAGCAGUUACAUCUAGAGGCUAUUAUGGAUUGGAGGAGGAGAAGGGAACUGCAUGUACUUCAACAAGGCGCCGGUCAACACCUCGAAGUUUGACAGGUUUGACAAGUGGAGUGUUUGAGUCUAUAAUGGUUCAAGUUUUGAGACAGGAAGAACAGCUGAGAGCAAAAGAAGAAAAAAGGCUUCGGGAGCAAGAAAAAAAAGAAGCAGAAGAAGCUUGCCAGAAGGAAGUAGAAGAGUGGGAAAGAAAACUUCUUGCUCAAGCAGCGCCAGCCUGUAUGGAGAACAUGUGGGAAAUUCCAGCCAUUGGGCAUUUCCUUUGUUUAGCCCAACAGAUUCUAAACUUACCAGAAAUUGUUUUUUAUGAGCUGGAACGCUGUCUUCUGAUGCCUCAGUGUAAUGCCUUUCUGUCUAAAAUAAUGACUUCUUUACUAAGUCCUCCCCACCGCAGGCCGACCUUACAUCGAAGACCUGCUUUGCCUUACAGGACUUGGGAAGCAGUGCUGAGACAGACAGUACAACAGUGGUACACUGCUGUAGGACAGACUGAAAAUCCUGAUGACUGUGCUGAAAAACUUGGCUUGUGUCCUCAGUUUUUCAAGGUUCUUGGAGAAGUUAAUCCAUUGGAAGAAAAACCUUUUCACGAGCUACCUUUCUACCAAAAGGUGUGGUUACUUAAAGGGCUCUGUGACUUUGUGUAUGAAACACAGAAAGAAGUUCAGGAUGCUGUGCUUGGGCAGCCCAUUCAUGAGUGUAGGGAAGUCAUCCUUGGCUAUGACUAUCUAGAGAACGCUUAUGUGCACUUUCCACAAUUCUGCGGUGCAGAUGUACGGAUUUAUAAACAAAGACCCUUUCAGGCCCCAGAAUUUCCAGUUCCACCCAUUAAAGUCAAAAGAGUUCCUCGAAUUAAACUGGAGAAAUUCAAGUGUGACUAUGUAAGUACAAGUAAUGGAGAUCACAGAUGUAAUAGAGAAAGUCUGCCCUCAGCCUUCAAGAAAGAGCAGGAAAUUGAUUUUGGUCCAGCCCGUUGUCCUGCUAAAAUGAACUUUGAUAAUCAUGACAUCUCUGUUGAAAUGGAAGUAAAAUCCAACUGUGACAUUAAACUACACAGGCCCUGUGAAAUUGAAAAAACUGAUAGUUGUAAAGAAAAUUUGGAGAAGCCCAGAAGUCCAGGAGAAGUUACUGGCUUUGGAGAGCCACUAAGUCCAGGUGAAAUAAGGUUUAUAGAAAAUCAGGAAAAAUAUGGUGAAGCUUCCACAAUAAAGACAGAACCCAGUCCACUAAAAGAAAACGCUCUGAAAUCUUGCCAAAUUCAUAUAAAUGGGAGUCACAUCGAUCAUCAAGACAUUAACUGCCACAAAGUUGUGAGAGAUCUUUUGUUAGAGCACUCAUUGCAGAACCACAAAAAACUAAAACUAACUAAGAUGAGGACGAAAAAGAAGAAAAAGAAAAAAAAGAAACUGAAAGAUGUUUUAAAUGAAAAUUUACAAAGAAAGCGUGAAGGUCUUCAUUCUCUUGCCUUCAAGUCUUACAAACCUGAGAUCCAAAAUAAGUUAUUGAUCAUUAAAAAGAAAGGAAAACACAAGAAGCACAAAUCUGGAAAAAAAUCCGUAUCUAAAAAAGCAAUCACAAAGAAGAGGAAAACUGUCGCAAAGUCACCUGCUGUGCCGGAGUUUCAGCUUAUUUGCACUAAUCUUGAUGAACUCAGGGAAUUAAUCACAAAAAUCGAGAAUGAACUCAAAGAUCUGGAAAACAGUAGAAAAAAAUCGGAUUCCAAUGUCCCCAGCAUUAGUAGAUUGCCAACUCCCUCUUUACAGCACCCUAGCCAGUGUGAAGCUGGCAUUGUCAAACCCAUCCCAGAUUACUGCAGCAGGAUGGAGUUGUACUUUAGCUAUGAGGGCAAAUGGUACCAUCGGAGGCAAGCUGUAAAAGAAUUGCAUAGUACACUGGUACGCCUUUUAAAUGAAUUGCUGCCAUGGGAACCAAAGUUAAUGAAGGCUUUUCAGAGAAACAGAAGCCGCCUGAAGAAAGACUAUGAUGAUUUCCGAAGACAACCUGAUCAUGGUCAGUUCACUAGAGAGCUAUGGACUACUGAAGAAUGUGAAGGGAACCCUGAGAGAGAGCCUCCUACAGCAGAAAUCAGUAAGUCUGUAGAUGCCGCAGAACCUCUAGACAACCUGGAGAAAGAACACGUGGAUUCUGAUGAUAUGAAAUUGUCAGAAAUAGGCUAUCCUUUGGCCAGAAGCAAGUUGUUGAAAAAAGAAUUGUCUUCUAAAGAUGUAGUGAAGACACUGCCUAAAACACUUAAACGACAGUCUAAACAAAGCAGUUAUCUGGAUGAUAGCACAAAGGAGCUUUCCCCAAGGAAGAAAGCAAAGCUAAGCACAAAUGAGACAUCAGUUGAGAACUUGGAAGUUGAUAUGCAGAUUGACUGUUUGAAUGAGUCAAAACAUACAGAACUGCCAUUUUUGGAGUCAUUUGCCUCAAAGGAUUCAGUACCAGUGUCUACUCUCCAGAAAGGGACCAAACCUAUUCAGGCCUUGCUUGCAAAGAAUAUUGGGAACAAAGUGACCUUAACAAAUCAACUGCCCCCUUCCACAGGUAGAAGUGUUCCUGCUGUGGAAAAGCCAGCUCUGUCUCCUUCAGAAACAAGCCCCAUAAAGCCAGCAUUGAGCUGCCUUGCCGGUACAAAAGGACCUUUACAGAUGGUAUACAAAAUGCCCUGUGGUCAGUGGCUGCCAGUAGACCUUCACAAUAGUUCUGUCAAGAUUCAGAUGCAGCCUGUGGUGGAUUCUAAAACAGGAGAAAAGAUCAUGCAGCAAGUCCUAAUUCUGCCUAAGAAUUUUGUGAUUCAGCACAAAGAGGGAAAAGCAGUUGCAAAAGAGCUAGCAGCACCUCAGCAGAAGGGUGCAGAGCAAUGUUCCUUAGUGUCUGUUCCUGUCACCUCAGGAGGGACAGUUUCUACCCAACUGCCUAAUACAGUUUUUAGUAAGACAAUUACACCUUCAUCAAAUAUGAGUGCUAGAUCACAGCCUUUGUCACCUGUAACCUCUGUAAAUAAUGUAUUAGCAUCACCCGUUAAGACUAGCCAAAGUGAAGCAGGGAAAGUCAAGAAUGCAGUUUCGUCAGCCACAUUCCCCCAGCCUAUUACUUCACCCACCAUUUCCUCAACAGUUCAGCCUCUGUUACCAGCAACAACACUAAAUGAAUCUACAGAUCCUGGCACUUCCCUCACCUGUUUUUCACAGCAAACUGUUGAUUCUUCUGAGGCAAAGCAAGAACUAAAAACUGUAUGUAUAAGAGAUUCACAGUCGAUUCUUGUUAGGACUCGAGGUGGGAACACUGGAGUUGUAAAGGUACAAACUAAUCCAGAACAAAAUUCACCCAACAGUUUAUCUUCAAGUUCUGCUUUCACCUUUGCACCUCAACUUCAGGCAUUUCUGGUGCCGAAAUCAACAUCAUCCCCUGCUUUUUCACAAGGAGCUGGAAUGACUACUACAUCUACUCCCCCAUCUUUCAGCCAAACACCUACUUGUGUUUCUAUUUCAUGUGGCUUUCAUCCAUCCGUGGGGAAAAAUCUCAAACCUAUGUUAGGCCAACCCUCCAGCAGUGGCUAUGUGGGCCCAAUAAUAGAAAAAGCCUCAUGCAUGCCCUCUUCACCCAUGAAACCCUCCAUUUCUUCCAGCUCAAUGCUACCAUCAACAACAAAUAGUUCAGUUAGUGUAAUUAGCUUAUCAACAGGAAAUUUCGGACAAACCAAUACAAAUGUUAUUCAGACAUCAAGCAAAGCGCAACAAGUAGAUUAUUUCACAAAAAGUUACCAAGUUACAAGAUCAGAAGCAACGACAGCAAUAAAUGGAGAUGUACUCAGUGAGACUCCUGUUCAGAAACUCAUGCUAGUGCCAAGUCCAUCUGUUCUUCCUAGCAGUGCUCCUUCAGUUAAUAUGGCGCCAGUACCAACAUCUACAAGUGUUUCUACCCAGAAAGUUGUUUUUAUUAACGCUCCUGUUCCUAGUGGCACUGCAGCCUCAGCUAUUGUUGCAGAAUCAUUAAAACAGACACUUCCUCCUCCCUUGAAUAAAACUUAUGUUAAGACUCCAGAGCAACCCCAAAUAGUACUAAUUCCGUCUACAUUGGGAGCACCAAUAAAAAUCAAUUCUUCACCAACUGUGUCUCAGAUUAAAGAUGUGAAAAUCGGGCUAAACAUAGGUCAAGCAAUUAUAAACCCUCCAGGAAAUCUGCCAGCUAUAUCAUCAGUUAAUAUAUUGCAAAGUGUAAUGCCAAAAGAAGACAAAAGUAGUAAGGGCUAUGUUUCGCCCAUGUCAACAAGUGGUAACUCAGUCCUAGCAAGCUCAAGUAUUGUGAGUCAAAAUCUUCCUUCUGUUAAUGAGUCAGUGGUUUCUACAACAAGAGCUGCAAACAUGUUUUCAGGAACAGGAACAAAUGUACCUUUGAGUUCCCUUUCAGUGACCUCAUCCUCAGCUUCAUCUGUGACUCGACCUCCUGUUUUAGUCAGUGGAACUGACUCCUCUUCAAGAAUUAUGCCUGUUUUGUCAAAUAGACUUUGCACAUCAAAUCUUGGAAACACUGUAGCUAUAUCAACUGUGAAAACAGGACACCUUGCAUCAUCUGUUCUCAUUUCAACUACACAACCAACAGUGUCUCCUAAACCUUUGACAUCAGCAUUGCAAAUCCCUGUUACUGUUGCCCUGCCUACACCUGUGACUACAUCUCCAAAAAUAAUCAACACAGCUACACAUUCAGCAACAGUACCAGGAGCCACACACCCUGUAUCUCUUUCCAAAAGACAGUCUCGGACUUCUCUCCAGUUUCAGUCGCCAGGGACUUCAACUACAGUGCCAACAAAUGCAAACACAAAUAAACCUCAAACUGAAUUAUCAUCUCUCUCACCAAGUCCAGGUAAAAUAAUUAAUACUUCCAACGUUACUUCUAUACCAAACCAGCUUAUGUCCCCUUCAUUAGUAAAAACAACUUCUGGUAACAAUUCUACUGCAGGUGGCUCUGCCAUUCACACUGGUACACCACCAUUAAAUAUAACUAGUGUGGCAGGUGCUUCGUUCAGUGAACCUUGUGUUCAGCAAAAAAUAGUUAUCAAUACCAGUACACCUUUGGCACCAGGUACUCAAAUCAUGAUGAAUGGAGCCCGGUUUAUUGUUCCACCACAAGGUCUUGGAGCAGGUAGCCACAUCCUCCUUAUCUCUACUAAUCCAAAAUAUGGACCUCCCUUAGUACUUAACAAUGCCCAAGGUUUACCGGCAACACCAGUAGAUAAUCCUGUCCAGAAGAUCAUACAGACAUCAAAUCAUUCUCUAAGUGGUCAGCCUUUAAAGCCUUCUGUAAGAAACUCUACAAAGAUUGUAAACUGUCUGGGAAGUCCAAGUUCUCUCUCUGCAGUAUAUUCAACACCACAGAUGGUAAACACACCUGCUAAAGUUUAUGUCCCACCCGCACCAACGGUGCCAUUGACUUCAGUGAUUAAAUCCUCUCCAGCUACUCUUUUGGCAAAGACAUCAUUGGUUUCUGCCAUUUCUUCCAAUAAUCCUCCACUGCCAAGUAGCACAUCGGUAUUUCAUUUAGAUACCUCUGUCAAAAAGUUACUGGUUAGCCCAGAAGGAGCCAUUUUAAAUACCAUAAAUACUCCAGCAUCUAAGGUAUCUUCAUUGUCUCCAUCUCUUCCUCAAGUUGUUGUAUCUGCUAGUCAAAAUCCUGCCUCUGUCUUCCCUGCUUUUCAAUCAUCUGGUUCAGAGAAACCUGACAAAGCUGCAUCUUGAAGUUAGACAAAUGGAGCCAGUUUUUAAAUAAUGGGGCAUUGUUUUAACUCCCAUAAAAAUUUUAACUGUUUAUUAUACUGUUGAAAACAUAUUGUUCAUACUGUGUGUCUGUGUGUGUGUCUGUGUGUGUGUCUGUGUGUGUGUGUGUGGGUGUGUGGGUGUGUGGGUGUGUGUGUAUCUUCAUUAGCUUGCACAAGACUUUGUUUUCUUGGGGAGGGCAAAAUAUACCAUUUCACUCAUUGUUGUGAAGAUGUUUUCCAAGAUUCUUUGUUCAAAAUAUGUCAUCAAAAUUUACCUGUCUAUAUAACAUAAAUUGAACAAAGUCGUUUGACUAGUUUAAGUAAGCUAGCCUUUUCAUAAUUAUAUUGAUGUUUCUUCUUAAAUUUGGACUGUUGUGGUGUAUCUACAGUAUAGUAUUCUGUGUCAUUAGUGACAUCUUAUUUUUGUUUCUGUAAAAAUAUAUAUAGAUAUAUAUAUUUAUGCAUUAAGAAAAUGCAGUCCAUGGUGUAAAAUUGUACAUAUUCCUUAAAUCCCUAAUAAUCUGUACUAAAUAUAUGUACAAAGAACAAUACUGUCUUAUUUAUGUUUUGUUUACAUAAUGUAUAGUUUUUUAAGUAUUUUAGUAAUUUUGGACCAGUGAACUGUUAGCAACAAUGCAGAAGAAUCUGCAUAUAAUAAAACUGAGUUGCUGUAUUUCUUUGUUUGAAUACCAUUUUUAAAAUGUGUUCUUGUCUAUUGGAAGAAUACAUGAUACAAAUGAAAACAAUCCUUUAAAAAUGUGUUAAAAUUGGGAAGUAUAUGGAAAUAAUAGCACUUGCACAGGCUUUAUACUUACCAGAGCUUCCUUUCAUGUAUCUCAUUUGAUUUCCACAGUAAUCUUGGGAGCUGAGUGGUCCGUCCACACUUACCUGGUUCAUGGGGAGCAGAGCCAGGGCAUGAAUCUGAUGCUUCACACACUCUCCUUAGUUGUGCUUUACUUUUGUUUUGAAGUUUUCAUUCAAAAUUUUAUGGUUCCAGACAUUAAAGAAAAAAAAAUAGGAAAAAAAAACAAAACACCAAAUUCUGUAUUGACCAGAACAAAUGUGUGUUGUUUUCAGAUAAGAAUAUUUGGUUUAUGUCUAUACAUCCAAAACAUGUUUCUUAAAAUUUUUUUAAGUUUCUUUAUGACCCUAAGUAGGCCUGGAACUUUCCAUAUAGCCCAAGCUGGCCUUGCCUCAGCCUCCUGAGUGUACCAGGAUUAUAGACAAAUACUGCCAUGCCUUGCAAGACUUACUUUGUAAUAAUCUGGGUUCAUAAGAGGUUGCAAAAGCAAUGAAGAGUGGUGGUGUUACCCUUCACCUUCCUUCUCCACAUUUCUAUUUAAAUUGAGGUCUUGGUUCACUGUUACUGAUCUUCCAAAAUUAUGUUUAAGUACAUGAAUUUUUGUCAUUUGAAAUUAAAAGUGAGCAAAAAUAUUAGUGCUCUUUCUCCUUUUACUCAGAUUAUAGAGCAACUGCAUAAAUUGUAAUAAGCCGAUUCUGUUGCUCAGUUGGUUUGACUCAGGGCUUGACUUUGUAGAGCUUGAGAAUGUGCCUCGUUGUAAAUAAAAGGUAGCUUUGUACUUA
Messenger RNA from Cricetulus griseus (Chinese hamster), 7757 nucleotides. Lineage: Eukaryota; Metazoa; Chordata; Mammalia; Rodentia; Cricetidae. The record is from RefSeq and is a predicted model, not a curated record.